AUGCACAAAGGAGUGCUGGGGGUAAUCGUUAUGAAUAAUGAUGCUGUGCCCAUCCGAACAACCAUGGAUAAACCGAUGACAGUUCAUUACUGCGCUCUGUCGCAGCAACUUGUCUCCAAGUCGAGAGCUGGUGUGCGUGACGGUGAUCCCACCAACGAUCUCACUUUUUUGCGAAUCCGAAGCAAGAAGAACGAGAUUAUGAUCGCCCCAGACAAGGACUAUACUCUGAUUGUGGUGCAGGAGAUCGGAGGCGAGUAA
Messenger RNA from Mesocestoides corti, 258 nucleotides. NCBI's taxonomy places the organism in Eukaryota, Metazoa, Platyhelminthes, Cestoda, Cyclophyllidea, Mesocestoididae. The record is from the annotation of a GenBank genome assembly.